AGAAGAAGGAGAAGAAGGAGAAGAAGGAGAAGAAGAAGAAGAAGAAAAGAAGAAGCAGCGCCGACAGAAGAAAGUGAAGAAUCAGGCGUGAAGAUGAUGAAGUCCAACAGCCAAUACGACUCCUUCCUCUUCUGGAGGCAGCCAAUCCCGGCCCUUGACGUGACCGAGCUGCAGGAUCUGGACGUGCCCGGAGGCCUGUCGGCCAAUGGCGGCCAAGGAAGAGACAAAGUGUCCAAACUGAGGAGUCGUGACGAGGAGGUCGAGUUGAUCCAGUUCUCCUCCUUCAACUACUGGAAGACUCCCAUCGCCGACGUGGACGAUCUGCUGGGCGACCUCCAGCUGCUGCUGUGAGACCUCUGACCCCGACGACCUCUGACCCAUGAACCUGGAUCAGUCUCCUUAUUCUUUUUUGGUCUGGUCUUCACAGGACAGAGGUCUGCAGAGACCUUGUCCAGGAUCAUGUGGUGGUCUUGGACCUGGACCAGGUCACAACCUCGUCCCGUCCAUAAACAAACAUCACGUCUCCAUAGAAACCCGUGUUGUGAAUGUAAACACGUCUACGAUCACAUCAUUGAUCCGUAUGUUACAUAUGAUGUUCAUAAUAUUAUUUUGUCACAUAGAUUAUUUAUUAAUUUAUUUAUUAUCAGUUCCCAUGUGUGCCUUUUUCUUUCAGCUGCUUCACAACUCCGUCCUGUCAUUCAUUGAUUUACUGAUUGAUUGAUUGAUUGUUGACUGUUUGUUUCACUACGAGCGAGAAAUAAAACCGUGCUGUCAGAAUGUUCUGUAAGGACACAACCACA
Scophthalmus maximus (turbot) is the source of this 800-nucleotide messenger RNA. RefSeq names its product MLLT11 transcription factor 7 cofactor (gene mllt11). Bases 94 to 351 code for a protein of 85 amino acids. The record is from RefSeq and is a predicted model, not a curated record. The transcript has 3 exons. Gene Ontology annotation, biological process: positive regulation of DNA-templated transcription; positive regulation of mitochondrial depolarization; apoptotic signaling pathway. Lineage: Eukaryota; Metazoa; Chordata; Actinopteri; Pleuronectiformes; Scophthalmidae. Gene Ontology annotation, cellular component: nucleoplasm; cytosol.